Messenger RNA from Asterias rubens (European starfish), 1187 nucleotides. RefSeq names its product beta-1,3-galactosyltransferase 1-like. The record is from RefSeq and is a predicted model, not a curated record. The transcript has a single exon. Gene Ontology annotation, cellular component: membrane. NCBI's taxonomy places the organism in Eukaryota, Metazoa, Echinodermata, Asteroidea, Forcipulatida, Asteriidae. Gene Ontology annotation, molecular function: hexosyltransferase activity. The coding region runs from base 73 to 1173 and encodes 366 amino acids.
CAAAAUUACUGUACUUAUACUAUUACCUAUGUGGACCUGAGGUUAAGGUUGCGGUCAUAGAGGAACACCAAUAUGUACACUCUGAUCAGAAAGAAACUGAAAUUCCUCAUAACAUCAUGUGCAAUAUGCUCCGUCGUUUUAUGGUUAUUUGAUAAGGAAUUAAUGGUGGAAACGAACGACGGGUCGGUGUACAGCGACGACGUGAUAAAUGCACACGAUUUCCAUUUUACCAUUGCGAACUAUGACAAAUGCUGGAAUGGCACCGACGCAACGAUGACCCCAUUCCUUCUCAUACUCGUGAAAACAGGUCCACAGAACUUCUACGAUCGCCAGCAGAUUCGCCGGACAUGGGGAGGAACGAAGAUGGUUCUGAAUGAACUGGUAUCCACCAUGUUUUUACUAGGGAUGAGCAGUGAUAUGGAGUUAAACCAACGCAUUACUAAGGAGAGUCAAGAAUAUGAAGAUAUUGUGCAAGAGAAUUUCUUUGAUUCCUAUCAUAAUCUGACUAUUAAGAUCAUGAUGGGAUUGAAAUGGGUCGCUACAUUCUGCUCUAAUGUAUCCUAUGUAGCGAGUGCAGAUGCUGAUAUAAUGUUAAAUACAGUCAACCUUGUUAAUCGGUUAUUAAGUAAACCACGCAAGAGGUACGCUGAAGGUACCCGUAUGAGAAAUGUGGUACCAGUGAGGGACCCAAACGCACAUAACGGCAAAUGGUAUACUCCGUUUGAGUUGUACCCAGACCCGACGUAUGCACCAUUCUUCCCUGGUUCAUGCUACGUGAUGUCCGGUGAUUUAGCCUGGUGGAUCUUUCUGGAGUCCAGAAAGGUGAGGUAUCUACCAUGGGACGAUGUCUUCUUUGGACUAGUCUUGCAGAGACUAGGUGUUGAUCCAGCACACGGCGCGGGGUACGGUCUGUAUGUCAAACUAUCCAGAAAUUUGACAAUAACGUCAGUUUUAAUGAAGGGAAUUGGAGUAUUGAUACCUCACCGGGAAAAUAGUACUGAUGAAAGAUUGUUGCAAUUGUGGAAUCAAACUAUGGCAUUAAGCGAGCGUCGAAUAAUCAACUCUACCAACAGAGAUGUGUCACUAGUACUAUGCGGCAUCAUUUUGUUUUCUAUACUUCUCAUAAUUUUCAUUUUGGGAUUCUUUUAUAUACUGGUAUCGUUUAGUUUUUAGAGUUCAUGUUUUGA